Molecule: messenger RNA, 852 nt
Organism: Olea europaea var. sylvestris
Lineage: Eukaryota; Viridiplantae; Streptophyta; Magnoliopsida; Lamiales; Oleaceae
Exons: 3
Coding region: 1-852 (283 amino acids)
Source: RefSeq, a predicted model, not a curated record
AUGAAAGAUCAAGUUGAGGAGUCAAUGCAAGAGAAGAACUUAGCAUGUGAAAAAGAUGAAGCUACGACUCCAACCGCGAGAUCUAAGGUAGAUUCUAAAAGUUCUAUUCCUACUUAUGUUCCCUCCCCUCCAUUUCUUGACAGGUCUACAAAGUCCAAAGGGGAUGAACAUGAGAAGGAAAUAGUGGAGACUUUUCGCAAGGUUCAAGUGAACAUACCACUUUUGGAUGCCAUUUAUCAACUGCCCCAUUAUGCGAAGUUCCUGAAAGAAUUGUGCACUAACAAGCAUAGAUUGAAAGGUAAUGAAGUGUUUGGAAAAGCAGUGCUAGAUUUAGGAGCAUCUAUUAAUGUCAUGCCAUAUUCUAUUUAUGCUUCUUUAAAUUUGGAAUCACUUAAAGAAAUCGAUUUUUAUGUUCUUGACAUACAAGAUGAACCAACAUCUUUGUCGCCACCAUUGCUCUUGCGAAGACCAUUUAUGAGGACUGGGCGUACAAAGAUAGAUGUACAUGAUGGUACAUUGACAAUGGAGUUUGAUGGUGAGAUUAUUCGCUUCAACAUUUUUGAAACAAUGACGUAUCCUAGUGACGUUCACGCUUGUUUUUCAAUUGACAUAAUGGAUUUAUUAGUACAAAAAGUUUUUGAAUUAUCAAAUGAAGAUGCAUUGGAUACCACUUUGAUUAAAUGCCUCGAUGCUAACAAUCUCACCAGGUUGAGCAAGAAUUUAUUAGCGUGCAAGGAUGUUGUUGAAACCGUGGCAUCACUUGAGUCAUUGCCAAGUAUUCCUCCAAGGAAUGAUCUCUCCUAUAUUACUCUUCCAAUAUCUAAAGAGAAACUUUUACCUUCGGUGAUGUAA